AUGGUUUUCGAUUUUAAUUCGGUUUUUGAUAGUUGUCGUAAAAUUAUUAUGUACCUGUUAAAUAUUUUUGUACCAGUCACUUGGAAUUCUGAUGGUAAGAACUAUAAUAAGAAGUCAUCAGCAAAAGUCGAUACUCUAAUACCAAAAAGUGUCAAUUAUCAUUUUACAAGAGUUUGCAACUACAGCUGCGGAUUUUGCUUUCAUACUGCCAAAACUUCUUUUAUGUUACCGUUGGAUGAGGUUAAACGUGGAUUCGAUUUAUUGAAAAAAGCAGGAAUGGAAAAAAUAAACUUUAGCGGAGGGGAACCGUUUUUACCAAAACGUGGCAAGUUCUUGGGCGAAAUGGUCCAGUACUGCAGAGAAACUUUAAAAGUCUCAGUUUCAAUUAUUUCAAAUGGAUCCAUGAUUACUGAAAAGUGGCUCCAGAAAUAUGGCAAAUUUGUUGAUAUCCUUGCUGUUUCAUGUGAUUCAUUCAAUGAAGAAACAAAUACAAAAAUUGGCAGACGUCAAGGUAGCAGUGAUCACGUUAAAAAAUUAUGGCAAAUUAGAGACUGGUGCACGAAAUACGACAUUCUCUUCAAAAUAAAUACUGUGGUUAAUACCUAUAAUCAACAUGAAACUAUGAUUGAUGAAAUAAAGCAGUUGAAUCCUAUUAGGUGGAAAGUAUUCCAAUGUCUACUCAUUGAAGGAGAAAAUGCCGGUGAAGAAGCUUUAAGAAAUGCAGCAGACUUCUAUAUUUCUGAAGAAACUUUUAAAGCGUUCAUAAAGAGGCAUGAAUCAAUCCGGUGUAUUGUUCCAGAGUCCAAUGAUAAAAUGCAAAACAGUUAUUUAAUAUUGGAUGAAUAUAUGAGAUUUUUGGAUUGCCAAGGCGGUUCCAAAGAGCCAUCGAAAUCCAUACUGGAUGUUGGAGUUGAAAACGCACUCAGAUUCUCUGGGUUCGACGAGGCCAUGUUCAAAAAACGCGGAGGUUUCUACAAGUGGUCGAAAGAAGCCAACAAAAUGUCUUGGUAG
Molecule: messenger RNA, 1011 nt
Organism: Ceutorhynchus assimilis (cabbage seed weevil)
Lineage: Eukaryota; Metazoa; Arthropoda; Insecta; Coleoptera; Curculionidae
Source: the annotation of a GenBank genome assembly